GCGGACGCGCCGCCCUCAGGGGGCGCCCGGGGCCGCGGGGGCCGGGCCGGGGCCGGGGCCGGCCGGAGUCUGCGCAUUCAGGAUGGAUGCGAGGGGCCUGGUCCCAAAUGUUAUGGGAGACUUUAAGAAAACAGAUUACAGCAAGUGGCAGAGGAUAGAAGCAAAGGAGAGGAAAUCUCCAGCCUUCAAGUUGACUUUGCCACCGAUCACAAGCGAGGGCAAGAAGAAGAAAGGAAAGAAGAACAAGCCAGUUACAUUUAGGCUGAAUAAAAAUCCACCCUUGCCUUCAAAGACAUUACCAUCCCAAGAAAAACAUGGAAGUUUUACUCAGAGAAAAUCGUCACUCAAGGAUGCUGAAUUAGCUAAAAACUUGGAAGAUAUCAGAAUUAUCAAGCAUCUGACCAAGUUGAAGACAAAUUUCAUAGAGGAACUGAAACAGCACAGUGCAUACCUGGCAGAGACCAACUGCAGAUUGAUUGAGGACAUUCAGCACACUGAUGACCGCACUGCCAAGCAAGCCAGAGACCUGCUGCAGCAAUAUGAAUUAUUUGGGACAGUCAAGGCAACGAUGCAGAACUUCACUCAGAACCGGCUGGAUGCAGCAAGAGCAGAAUUCCAAGAAAUGGAGGAAAAAAUGGAAAAGAACCUGGGAAAACUACAGCAGCAGCUGGAUGAAGCCACUUCAAAGGUACAGGUUCUCCAGGAUGAACUUCAUGUGCUGCGGAACUACAUGGACAAGGAAUAUCCAGCAAAAGCUGUCCGGAUAGCUUUUCUGCUGCACAAGAUCCAGAACCUGAAGAAGCAACAGCAGUAUGAGAUAGAUGAGACAGAAGCACUGGGGAAAGCCUUCUUGGAGGAACUGGAAAUGCAACUGCGGGUGGAACAGGAGGAGCUAUUAGAGGGAGUGAUGGAGGAGAUGUUGCUGAAUCAUGAUGACCUGAAGCAGAUGUUUAUGAGCAAUAACAUUCUGCAAUGUGAAGUAGAGAGGCAAAGGGAGAUUGUUAAAGACCUGGCAGAGGAGAUAAGCGAGCUGAAAAGAAGCAUCCAGACACUUCAGCAGAGCAUGGGAGAUCCAAGAGAGCUCAUCUUUGCUGACAUUCUUCUCCGCAGACCCAAGUGCACACCGGAUACCGAGGUUGUCCUCAACAUCCCUACGGAGGAGACAUCUCUCAUCUAGUGCCAGGCCAGGCCUCGCUCACAGGACCGUCACCCAACGCAUAUUGGCCAGGCUUGGAUGAGGUGUGCCACAGAGCCCCUCCUUUUCCCCCCAUCAGCUCUUCUUCAUCACAGCCCUGCUCAGCUUCUUUGAGGACUCACUGGAGUUAUGUGGAGUAAGAAGGUAGAAUCCUGUAAUCUUCAUUGCUGACCCACCCUAGCUGCACUCUGUGCUUACAGCAGUCUUAUUGGAAGGAAUAUGCUGCAAGACCUAGGGAUAUGCUGCAAGACCCAUGAUGACAGCUCUUGGUGAGGCAUUACCAGCUCUUCUUGCACCCACUGCAUGAGCAGACCCCUUCCUGCCAGCAUGAUAACACCAAAGGAGUCGCAGCCAAAGGUGAAACAGGUCUUUCCAUCCCUGUGGCCUGACUGCCAUGCGAGAUCUGCGGACUGGCCUCAGUGCUGCAAGGAGCGUCAGCCAAGCUGAGCACAUCCCAGUGCGGGCUGGACUGGCGUCCCAGUGCAGGGGCCUGCGCUCGUGAAGUCUGGUGGCAGCACAAGCGCUGCUGGUGGCCGGCAGCCUUCCCCCGGCAGCACCCUGCGCUCCUGCGCUGUGCUGCUGGAGAGCUUGUGCCUGGGCAACAUCUCUGCGCCUGUUGAAGUGUUCAAAUAAAAACAACUUAAGUUUU
Rhea pennata is the source of this 1844-nucleotide messenger RNA. It is a transcript of the gene C16H20orf96, whose product is annotated as chromosome 16 C20orf96 homolog. The transcript is spliced from 11 exons. NCBI's taxonomy places the organism in Eukaryota, Metazoa, Chordata, Aves, Rheiformes, Rheidae. The coding region runs from base 83 to 1177 and encodes 364 amino acids. The record is from RefSeq and is a predicted model, not a curated record.